Molecule: messenger RNA, 420 nt
Organism: Harpegnathos saltator (Jerdon's jumping ant)
Lineage: Eukaryota; Metazoa; Arthropoda; Insecta; Hymenoptera; Formicidae
Exons: 3
Coding region: 1-420 (139 amino acids)
Source: RefSeq, a predicted model, not a curated record
AUGUUCGACUUGUUGUUCUCGAAAACGAGCAGAGAAAACGAUGGCUACGGAGGUAGCAAUAACGCAAGACAAAUGUUACGUCGCAGGAGACCAGCGAAGCGAUUGGGCAACGACGUGCGUAACUCGAGCGACGAUGAUGACGACGACGACGACGACGAUGACGACGCGCAGGUAGUAACCAGUGAAGAAACGGACGAUCCACGACGAGACACAAUGAUGUUCAUAGCCAACAAUCGACGCCUAUUUACCAUCGGAGGAUCACACUCGGUGAUACGAGUGUACAGGGCAUUGCAUCGAAGAAUCUACAGCGAAGCUUGGUACGGUGGUUAUCCGAAUCAGUCGCUCUCACCCGGUACGGUUUCGCUCAGCGCGUAUUACGCAACGAUGGUGACGGCGGCGGCGGCGGCGGCUGUGAAUUGA